UUUUUUCUUUCAUUUUUAAGCAAAUCUUUUUCUUACAGGUAGCAGUAGCUGAUGUGGAAUUUGGCCCCAUGAGAUUUCAUCCACAUCAACUCCAGGUACUUUUAGUGUUUACCAAAGAAGAUAACCAGUGUAAUGGAUUCUGUAGGGCAUGUGAAAAAGCAGGGUUUAAAUGUACAGUUACCAAGGAGGCUCAGGCUGUCCUUGCCUGUUUCCUGGACAAACAUCAUGACAUCAUCAUCAUAGACCACAGAAAUCCCCGACAGCUGGAUGCAGAGGCGCUGUGCAGGUCUAUCAGAUCAUCAGAACUCUCAGAAAAUACAGUUAUUAUUGGUGUAGUACGCAGGGUGGAUAGAGAAGAAUCACCUGUAAUGCCCCUCAUUGCUGCUGGCUUUACAAGAAGGUAUAUAGAAAACCCCAGCCUCAUGGCCUGUUAUAACGAACUGCUCCAGCUGGAGUUUGGAGAGGUGCGAUCGCAGCUGAAACUCAGGGCUUGUAACUCAAUAUUCACUGCAUUAGAGAAAAGUCAAGAAGCAAUUGAAAUUACAAGUGAAGACCACAUUAUACAGUAUGCAAAUCCUGCAUUUGAAACAACAAUGGGCUAUCAGUCAGGUGAAUUAAUAGGGAAGGAAUUAGCAGAAGUGCCUAUAAAUGAAAAAAAGGCUGAUUUGCUCGAUACUAUAAAUUCAUGCAUCAAGAUAGGCAAGGAGUGGCAAGGAAUUUACUAUGCCAAAAAGAAAAACGGAGAUAACGUACAACAAAAUGUGAAGAUAAUACCUGUCAUUGGACAGGGAGGAAAAAUUAGACACUAUGUGUCCAUUAUCAGAGUGUGCAAUGGCAACAAUAAGGCUGAGAAAAUAACUGAAUGUGUUCAGUCUGACAGUCGUACAGAUAAUCAGUCAGGGAAAUAUAAAGACAGGAGAAAAAGCUCCCUAGAUGUCAGAGCUGUUGCCUCUCGAGCAAGUGAAGUUGCCAGCCAGAGACGACACUCCUCCAUGGCCCGGAUACAUUCCAUGACAAUUGAGGCGCCCAUCACCAAGGUAAUCAAUAUUAUCAAUGCUGCCCAGGAAAGCAGUCCCAUGCCUGUGACAGAAGCCUUAGACCGUGUGCUGGAAAUUCUAAGAACCACUGAAUUAUAUUCGCCACAGUUUGGUGCUAAGGAUGAUGAUCCUCAUGCCAAUGACCUCGUUGGAGGCUUGAUGUCUGAUGGUUUGCGAAGACUGUCUGGGAAUGAAUAUGUUCUUUCAACAAAACAUCUUCAACAGGUUUCAAACAGUAUAAUCACUCCCAUCUCUCUUCACGAUGUCCCACCACGGAUAGCUCGGGCCAUGGAAAAUGAGGAACACUGGGACUUUGAUAUUUUUGAACUAGAGGCUGCCACUCAUCAAAGGCCUUUGAUUUAUCUUGGUCUCAAAAUAUUCGCUCGCUUUGGAAUCUGUGAAUUUUUAAACUGCUCCGAGACAACGCUGAGAUCUUGGUUACAAAUUAUUGAAGCCAAUUAUCAUUCUUCUAACCCCUACCACAAUUCUACACAUUCUGCUGAUGUCCUUCAUGCCACUGCCUAUUUUCUCUGCAAAGAGAGGAUAAAGCAAACUUUAGAUCCGGUUGAUGAGGUAGCCGCCCUCAUCGCAGCCACUGUUCACGAUGUGGACCACCCUGGGAGAACCAACUCCUUCCUGUGUAAUGCUGGCAGUGAGCUGGCCAUUUUGUAUAAUGACACUGCUGUGCUGGAGAGCCACCAUGCGGCCUUGGCCUUCCAGCUGACCACUAGAGAUGACAAAUGCAAUAUCUUUAAAAACUUGGAGAGGAAUGACUAUCGGACCCUGCGCCAGGGUAUUAUCGACAUGGUCUUAGCCACAGAAAUGACAAAGCACUUCGAGCAUGUCAACAAAUUUGUCAACAGCAUCAACAAGCCCUUGGCAACACUAGAAAAAAAUGGGGAAACUGAUAAAGAUCAAGAAGCCAUAAACACUAUGCUCAGGACUCCAGAGAACCGGACUCUGAUCAAACGAAUGCUGAUUAAGUGUGCUGAUGUGUCCAAUCCCUGCCGCCCCCUAGAACAGUGCAUUGAGUGGGCUGCACGCAUCUCAGAAGAAUAUUUUUCUCAGACUGAUGAAGAGAAGCAGAAGGACUUACCUGUGGUGAUGCCAGUUUUUGACAGAAAUACCUGCAGCAUCCCCAAAUCCCAAAUCUCUUUCAUUGACUACUUCAUCACAGACAUGUUUGAUGCUUGGGACGCCUUUGUAGACCUGCCUGAGUUAAUGCAGCAUCUUGACAACAACUUUAAAUACUGGAAACGACUCGACGAGAUGAAGCUGCGGAGCCUCCGCCCACCUCCUGAAUAGUUCGUGACACCCCCUGGGGCCCUGAAGCUUUGUCCCUCGGUCAUUUGAAUUCCUGAGGGCAGCCAGAGUCCCUUGGUCCUUUCAGUAUUAGGCAGAACAGUCCCCAGGUCUGCACAGCCUGUGAAAGCACACGGGGACCUUGGUAACCUUCUGUAGCCACCAUCUGAUGCCAUUGCCAUAAAGUGAGACCCAGUCCACUGUACCUGGGCCUGCUGCAGGGGCUCUUCAGGUCACCUGAGGACCAUGGUUUGUAUUAACUUUUGUUAAAACACAAGCGUGGGAGUGCCCCUGCAAAGGACAUUGACGUAUUUCCUGCCAGUGACAGAGAAUGUCUUGUUGCAAACAAUUUCUCUCAAUUAUUUUCAGCACUUAAGAACAGCUAAUGGCAAUCGGAUCUUUAGCAACUUUUUCCACAUCAUAGAAGGUGCAAUCACUUGCUCUGGAACACUACUGAAAGUGACUUCUCUUUUAAGAUUGAGUAGCAAAUGAAAAAUACAAAGAAAUUUUGAAGUUGAUUAUUAAUAUCAAUUAUUAAAAUGUUUUAUUUAUUUUAUUAGAAGUUCAAUAUUUUCUAUGAAUUUAAAAAUACUUCAAAGCCAAAGCCAACUCUAAAUGCCAUGACCAAAUUUACAUGAUUCAUAUGCAUUACAUAUGUAUCACUUGGUGUACACACUUAUUUUCAUAAUGCAAAUUAAAAAUAUAAAUGAGACAUUUUUACUGCACUACAGAAAUAUUUGUGUAUGUUAAACUUUUCUGAUUGACGCUAAUUGGGAAAAGCUGUUUUGUGGGUGGGUCUGACUCUAGAGAGCUCAAGGAGACGGGCUCCUUCUGUGUAGAAACCAGAGCUCUGAGCCCUCCAGUCAUCUGAUGGGCUUCGCAGGUGCCUCCCCAGAGUAAAAGAAAUUUGGAGUUAACACUUUUUUCCUAAAUUUUUAUAACUGAAUUUCCAAAAGUCUACCUUAUUUUAUAGUGUUUCUAUAAAAUAUUCCCUAUAAAAAUGGAGUGAAAACGGAAUAUUUAGUGAAUUGACAUUUUAUAACCAAUCUGUUUUCAUCUGCAGUGGGAAUCUUUGAUUCCAGAAAUUUACAAAGGUUCCAUACCUUCACAUUUUGAUUAAGUGUAGUACCAUAAAAAAUGAUGACAUGUCAAAGUGCUUGUCAUUUCAUUUUAAACUUGUAUUUUUUUUUCCAAAUAAAAAUGAAAUUAAACUAUUUUUAAGAAA
This is a messenger RNA of Ceratotherium simum simum (southern white rhinoceros), 3564 nucleotides long. NCBI's taxonomy places the organism in Eukaryota, Metazoa, Chordata, Mammalia, Perissodactyla, Rhinocerotidae. The record is from RefSeq and is a predicted model, not a curated record.